This is a messenger RNA of Solanum verrucosum, 1257 nucleotides long. RefSeq lists its product as uncharacterized. Lineage: Eukaryota; Viridiplantae; Streptophyta; Magnoliopsida; Solanales; Solanaceae. Bases 1 to 1257 code for a protein of 418 amino acids. The transcript has 2 exons. Gene Ontology annotation, molecular function: RNA-DNA hybrid ribonuclease activity; nucleic acid binding. Gene Ontology annotation, biological process: DNA integration. The record is from RefSeq and is a predicted model, not a curated record.
AUGGCUGUUGACAUGAAUAUACAAGAAUUGUUGGUUGUAGGUGAUUCCGACUUGUUGAUUCAUCUGGUUCAAGACGAAUGGAGCACCAAGAAUGUGAAGAUACUCCCAUAUUUGCUGUGUGUGAAAGAAUUGUGCAAGAAAUUUGUCAAGAUAGAAUUCAAGCAUAUUCCUCGAGAUCAGAACGAGUUUGCAAAUGCGUUGGCAACCCUGGCUUCUAUGAUUCAACAUCCAGACAAGAACUAUAUAGAUCCAAUUAAGGUCAAUGUGCAGGAUCAACCAGCUUAUUGUUUCCAUGUAGAUGAAGAACCGGAUAGAGAACCUUGGUACUAUGACAUUAAGAGGUAUCUCAGAGAAAGAGACUAUCCAGAAAGAGCAAGCAAGUUGAUUGAAGAAAUACAUGGGGGUACAUGUGGCCCACACAUGAAUGGUUUUACUUUGGCAAAGAAAACUCUACGAUCAGGAUAUUUUUGGAUGACCAUGGAAACAGACUGCAUUCGUUUUGUGAGAAAGUGUCAUCAAUGUCAGAUUCAUGGUGAUUUGAUUCGGGUUCCACCGAAUGAGCAACAUGUGACGAGUUCUCCUUGGCCAUUUGCAGCUUGGGGCAUGGAUGUCAUUGGCCCUAUUGAGCUAGCCGCCUCAAAUGGACACAUGUUCAUUCUGGUAGCUAUUGAUUACUUCACAAAGUGGGUAAAAGCAUCUUCACACAAGUCUGUGACAAAGAAGGUGGUGACAUAUUUUGUUCGCAAUAACAUCAUUGGUAGAUUUGGGAUCCCCGAGUCAAUUAUUACAGAUAAUGGAGCUAAUCUCAAUAGUGGCUUGAUGCAUGAGAUAUGCAAGAGGUUCAAAAUUAUUCACCGCAAUACCACUCCUUAUCGACCUCAGAUGAAUGGAGCAGUUAAGGCUGCAAACAAAAAUAUCAAGAGGGUAUUGCGGAAAAUGACAGAUAACUACAAGCAUUGGCAUGAGAUUUUUUCAUUUGCCCUCCUUGGCUACCGCCCCACAAUCAGGACUUCGACUGGGGCAACACCUUAUCUUUUGGUUUAUGGAACAGAAGCAGUGCUACCAAUGGAAGUUGAGAUACCAUCUUUGAGGAUCAUCCAAGAAACUGAGUUAAGUGAAGCCAAGUGGAUGCAAAACCGGUAUAAACAAUUGAUGCUCAUUGAUGAAAAAAAGAAUGAAUGCAGUUUGUCACAGGCAACUUUAUCAACAAAGGAUGGCCAAAGCUUUCAACAAGAAAGUAAGAUUGAGACAGUUUGA